AGAUUUUCUGAGAGAGAGAGAGAGAGAGCUACAGAGAUCCAGCCGUAGGAGGAGAAGAGAUUGUAAGACCAAGGCAGCAGGCAGGCUGUGCGUCAGCCGGCACUCCAUAGGGAAACAUGGAGACGAGCAGGCGAUGCUGAAGAGGACAGAGCACACCUUAACAGGAUCAUAUAGAUGGAUGGUAUUUCAUCAAACAGGCAAUCUGAAGGCAGCCCACGCAGAGGAUAAACCACUUAUGGACGCAGUGGAUUAAAGACCUACAGACAGACUGAGAGAGAGAGGGAGAGGGGGAAUAGAAGAAGAGAAAUUAAUCAGUUCAGUUAUUUAUUUUCAUUGUCUGUGUGUGCGCACUUUCUGUCAGUGUGUGUGCAUAUGUGUGUGUGGCUGCAUAUAGUGUAUGCGUGCAUAAGGCAGGAGACUGCAUUGCUGCUCUCCGGCACCACAGGACAGACGAAACAGGCAGCCGAGCAGAUUACAUUCUGUGUUUUUCCCAUUAUUUCUGUCUCUCUCCCUCUCUCUAUGCAUGUGUGCGAUCUCUGGCUGUGCAGCAAAGCGCAGUAUAUGUGUGUGUUUUAAAGCUGAGAAUGAAGUCUGAUGUGAGCCACAGAGUCUCACUUUAAAUAUUUUUGUCAGAUCGUCAACAACAGACUUGGAGAAAAAGAAAAAUCUGAGGAGGAGAUUCUUUUUUUUUCCUUUUUUUUUUUUUUCUUUUGACAGAUAUCAUGUCACAGCUCCAGCUGAAGCCUCGGUGCUGAUCAGGGUGGCGUCUAUGCUGGAGGCUCGGAGGUUUGAAGGGCUGCCACCGGGGAAACUUCUCGGCUCUACACCCCAGAAAGGUGGAGGCAUCAUCAGGUAGGAGGUGGCAGAUUGAGUGGGCCUGAGCGGAAGGCAGGAGAGAGAGUAGGAGGAAGAGUUCUGCGUUUGUGUCGUAGACUGUGUAGGCAGGCCAAUGGCAGGCCGGUGGAGCUGCCUGAUGGUUUAAACUUCUGCUGAGGGAGAAUAAUGGCAGCUCUGGCCCUACUCUCCCCCUCUCUCACCUGGAAGGGCCACAGAGAAGCUGGGAAGUGCUAGCCAAAGCUACAAAGAGCCCACCAAGAGGAUGGUGUGAACAGCAACCUGCUACCUUUCCCCAACAGGCCGGGAGAGCCCUGACACAGCUGUGAGGGGCCACGUUUUUUUUGUUUUUGUUUUUUUUGGUCCACCUCAUUUCCACUUCUUCCACACCAAGCUAGUGGGAAACUGAAAGUGGCCUAUCUUGAUUUGUGUGGGAGUUCACUCCCUCCCACUCCCUCCUUCACCUCCUUACCCCUACCCUUACCAACCUCCAAACUCAGCUCCAUGGAUUGGUUCUAGCACCAACCUGUCCUUUUUUCUUCCUUCUUUUUUCUUUUCUUUUCUUUUUCUUUUUGUCGAGGCUUUAGGGGAAUUGCCAAGACCUGUUUCAUGCAUGUCCACUGGCGGCAGGUUCAACUUUGACGAUGGGGGGUCAUACUGCGGAGGGUGGGAGGAGGGCAAGGCGCACGGUCACGGGAUCUGCACUGGACCCAAAGGCCAGGGCGAGUACUGCGGCUCCUGGGCCCAUGGGUUUGAACUGCUGGGUGUCUACACUUGGCCCAGCGGGAACACCUACCAGGGCACCUGGGCUCAGGGCAAGAGACACGGUGUGGGCGUUGAGAAUAAAGGCCGCUGGGUGUACAAAGGCGAGUGGACGAAUGGCUUUAAAGGACGCUAUGGCGUGCGGGAGAGCACGGGGACAAGCGGGAAGUACGAAGGGACAUGGAACAACGGCCUGCAGGACGGAUACGGAACAGAGACGUACUCGGAUGGAGGAACAUUUCAGGGUCAGUGGGUUGGCGGGAUGCGUCAUGGCUACGGAGUUCGUCAGAGCGUCCCUUACGGUAUGGCGGCCGUUAUCCGCUCCCCGCUUCGUACCUCCAUAAACUCUCUCCGCUCCGGUUCAGAGCACAGCAAUGGGACAGCUCUGCUGGACCGGACUGGGGCAGUGGUUCCUGGACCUCCCCCCCUUCCUGGCACGCUGACCACCAGCGUCUCCAUGUGCAGCACAGGCAGCAGUGGCAGCAGCCCCGCGGUGUCUCGGGGAGGUUUUGUGCUGACGGCGCACAGCGAGGCUGAGCUGCUGAAGGGGAAAAGGAAGGGCGGGCUUUUUCGAAGAUCCAUCCUGUCAGGUCUCAAGCUGAGGAAGUCAGAGUCCAGGAGCUCUUUGGCCUCCCAGAGGUCUAAACAGAGCUCAUUCAGGAGUGAAGCUGGGAUGAGUACCGUGUCCUCUGCUGCAUCUGAUAUCAACUCUACCAUCAGCCUCGGAGAUGCAGACACAGAGCUGACGGUCGCUGAUGACGAUGUGGACGCCACAGCAACAGAGACCUACUGCGGGGAGUGGAAGAACGACAAGCGGACCGGAUUCGGCGUGAGUCGGCGGUCCGACGGGCUGCAGUACGAAGGGGAGUGGCUCAGCAACAAGCGGCACGGCUAUGGCUGCACCACGUUUCCUGAUGGCACAAAAGAGGAAGGGAAGUACAAGCAGAACAUCCUGGUGAGCGGCAAGAGGAAGAACCUGAUCCCCCUCCGAGCCAGUAAGAUCAGGGAGAAGGUGGACCGAGCCGUGGAGGGAGCGCAGAAGGCAGCAGAUAUCGCCCGGCAAAAGGCUGAGAUCGCUCUUUCCAGGACGGCUCACGCACAGGGUAAAGCUGAGGCGGCGGUAGCAGCAGCUCAGAAGGCCCAGGAAGAGAGUCGCAUCGCGAGGGUCACUGCCAAGCAGUUCUCCCCUUCUUUCCAGCACCCAGGAAAUGGUAUGGAAGUGCAGCGUCCCAAACGUCAGGUGUCCAGUGAAGUGGAGGGCGAGGGUUUGUCGAGUAGCGCUGGUACGGCCGACAGUCCAGACCUGUAUGUGAAGAGCGCGGCCUCCGAUGACCCCUCUAAUGACGCUGCAACCCCUGAUCUCAGCCCGCCUUCAUCUUCACCACCCCACACCCCGCCGCCACCUGCCCGGCCGUCGCAACGCAGCAAGAGUGCCCGUUUCCACCGGCAGAGCGCAGUGGACCAUGGGGACAGGGGAAGGGAGGGGGGAGAAAGAGGUGAGAAAGGUGUGGGGGGGGAGCAGACAGAAAUUCAGGUGUUGAUGGAGGGAGGCAGUGUGGGAGGUGAAGGUGUUGGAGGUGGAGGAGGGAAGGGGGAGUAUCCACGGGCCAACAGCUGGAGUGAAGACAAAAGGAGGGGACUGUUAUCAAAAGGAGGAGGUGGGGUCAGUGGGCGAGGCACUAGCCGGACCAACGGACACAAACACAGCUCCUCUAAUCACAAGUCGCGGGAGCACAGCUCUUCCAAUCACAGACAGGCCAGGUGGACAGAGUCAUCCUCAUCUGCCUCCUGGACGUCCAGCCACAGGGGCGUGCACGGCAGGGGAGGCCGGCUGCUGGAGCAGGACGAGGAGAAAAUUAGCAACUACGAGAUGGAGAUGAAGCCUUUACAGCCCAGAGACUCAACCACCCACAAGCCCCAUGGGCACGGGGAGGAGAGGCACGGUCACGGAGAGGGGCGUUCACACGCCGUUCAGCGACAGAGGCAUAAGAACCGAGAUGGGAGGGAGGGAAGGGAAGGGAAAGAGGGGAGGGAAGGGGGAAAGGACUCAGCGCACAAGUUGGACAGACAGGGGGAGAAGCUGGACUCACGGCCUCUGCGCCGGGACCUCACCCUCUCCCCCCCUCUGAAAUCCUCCCCCAUCACACCGACGCAGCAGGACCACGGCCUCACACAGAGCAAAGGCAAUUCGGCCUACAGCUCCAUCCUGGUUGUCAUGGUGAUUCUGCUCAACAUUGGAGUGGCUAUUUUGUUUAUCCACUUUUUUAUUUAAAGACAGCACCGCUUUCAGAGUCAGCCUACCUAUGCUACAACAACUAUAAAUUCAUAUGAGUAUUACGGCGAAUCUGCUGCCCCUUCGUGUUCCUGGUGAGAUGGCUGCAACCAGCUGGGACCAAGGAGGGCUCCACCGUCAUUUGGGCUAAAGGUGGCCAACCCAAACUAAGCAGAGCUUGGUCCGGCCAUCCUGGAAGAAAUGCUGAAGUGCAAAGCCCAAAGGGGUGGACAAAGGACGGGUAAAGCAGUCCAGAUGACUGGACUGCAGGGAGAUAAUAUAGUCCAGAAACUGGACUGAAGUGAGCUUCAGAGGUUCACGUCAAGACUGGAGUGGGCUGCCUGAUUCUCAGGCACGAAAGCUGCAGCUGGCAUUUACAGCAAGUGCGCAGACAGGACUGACCAGACAGACUUUUUCAUCUUCAAAUCAUAGUUUUCAACAGAUUUGUAACUUAAAAUUUAUUUAUUAACAUUUUCUCUCAUGUACAAUACAUCGAUGGAUAUGUUCUUUAUUUUGUAACCCUCCUCCCCUUCUUUCUAAAACUCCUGCCUUUUGGUUCUUCCGCCUGCCCCGGUGUUGUUACUGAUGGUUGUGUGCUUGUGUUCCAUUGUGUUGGCUGAGACACACUCAAGAGCUGCAGAGUGUGUAUGCGCUGUCCACACACACACGCACACAGAAACACACACUCAUUGCUUUUACAGCAUCCUUCUUCUUCUUUCUCUGGUUAAUUUUUAUCACGUACUGUGUGUGAGGAGGAGUGUGUUUGGAUAUCAUGUUUACAGUGAAAUGCGAGUUUCUAUCAAGCUUGGAUGUUUUUGCCAUCACAGUAUAUGCCUGUGUGUAGGCGUGAGGGUGUGUGUUUGUGUGUGUGUGUGUUUGUGUGUGUGUGUGGUCUCAAAAUUGCACAGUGGCCUUUCAUGCUGUUCAUGAACUUUACAAGAGCAUCUCACGAGGACAGAGUCGCCGCACAGCAACAUCUAGCUGACUAGCAUCGGCUGACAGCUGCGCUCGCUCCAUCUCUCUCCCUCCCACUCAACCCCACCUCCACACACACCGGUCAAAGGAUGGAACUUCCUCUGAGUUGGUGGAUAUUCACAGCACAGCGUAUUGGCAGAGCCCUGUGCCUGCUGUACCACCAGCUGAGGUAUUUAAAGGAAAAUACUGCUUCCACCGAAGCCUCUCAAAUACGGCUUUCCAACUGCUUCUGUUAAAACCUAACCUGAAGAUAAUGACAACAUCUUUUAUACUAUACUUGCAAGAUGUCUGAAAAAAAUCCUAGUCGCCCAACUGCAUUGCUUUUGUAGAGCAAAUUGAUCCAAGUACAACAAUGCAUGCAUAUGUACUGUAAUAUCUUAGUUGUGCGUUGAAUCUGGAAGCUUCAGAAGCUUCAGAAGCAACAUGUUAGGUUUUGACAGGAGCACAGUUUGGAGACCGGCCUCUUUCUCUUUUUCUUGAUUUUACUCAACUGAGCGACACAGAUUAAAGUCCCUAGUUGGAGCUAGAUGAUGCAAUGCUGUUGUAGUAAACAGUAGCCAGGGCCAAGUGAGGAUUUAUCAUCUCCUCUCCUUAACUUCUCCUCUGCUGAGCAAGACUCUUACUGACACGUAAGCCUGUCACAGACAGCUGUCGUGCUUUUUAAUCAACUGGGUUUCUCUCAAACUGCCCAGUACAAUCCCUCUGUUUCUUUCCAUGAGUGCACAUGACUGCUCAGAGAGUAUAUGAACAUCUGUGUGUGUGUGUGUGUGUGUGUGUGUGUGUACGCGUGCGUGUGCGCGCGCUUGUCCUUCUCCUUCCUCAUGAUUGGAUGGCGGGAUGGCUGAAACCCUCACCAUCAGUAACAACUUCCAGGAGGGGCAGAGAGGUUUGCUGUUGCUUUUCUGUCCGACAGCGUUUCUCAGGCUGUAGGCUCAUUUCCGGCGUUUCCCCAUGUUCUGACAACACCUCGGUCUAGAAGCUCUGCUGUAUGCCAUCAGCCUGGUGACGAUGCCCUGCACCACCCUGUUAGUCUGCAGCAUGCUACAGCAUGCCAAGCUCUCUCUCCCUCUCUAUAGUUUCACUCUCUUCUUUCUUUCUUUCUUUCUUUCUUUCUUUCUUUCUUUCUUUCUUUCUGUUUCUGGGAGUUACUCUGUUUUUCAGUUAUGUGGAGAAAAAUAAUGAAAGUGUUUGAA
Molecule: messenger RNA, 6036 nt
Organism: Oreochromis niloticus (Nile tilapia)
Lineage: Eukaryota; Metazoa; Chordata; Actinopteri; Cichliformes; Cichlidae
Gene: jph3b
Product: junctophilin 3b
Exons: 6
Coding region: 1448-3868 (806 amino acids)
Biological process (GO): regulation of synaptic plasticity
Cellular component (GO): junctional membrane complex; plasma membrane; endoplasmic reticulum membrane
Source: RefSeq, a predicted model, not a curated record